AUGGCCGCCGAAUCAGAGACCAACUCCCUCACCAUGAAGUUGCUCGCCCUAGCCAACUACUGCGAAGGACCAAAGGCGCAAGAGAUCAAGAACGUAAUCGCCCAGCUCCCCAUGGCCGCGUACAAAGAACGCACCUCUGCCGAUAGUGAGAUCGCUCGCCUGCGCCAGGAGAACUCCAAUCUCAAGCAGCGACUUUUCCUAGAAGCACUCGCAGUCCACCAGCCCUCACGCCCAUCAACGCCACGUUCAAGCUGGAAGGAGCGAGAGUCCGCACGUACCGCCCCAUCGACGAAUAGCUCGGUAACUUCUCGACACGAUAGCAGUUAUGGAUCAUUCUAUCCACCACCACCUCCACUUCCUAAGGAGCUGUUCCCAGAGACCUGGCAGCCUCAAGCCAAGCGGAUGAAGACAGAGGCACCAUCGCCAACGCGGAAGAGGCCUCGACCAAUAUGUACCGGCUGCUUCCAAGUCGCCGGUGCAUGUGAUGGUAGAUCGGUGUGUAGCGUCUGCCGUACUCGUGGCUAUCGAUGCGAGUACAAUGAGUGCUGGGAUGGCAACUACUGCGCCGACAUGAAGUGCACACGACUUCAUCCGGAGCAGUGGAGUGGCAACGAGGAGCCGAGGCGUGUCGUCAAGGGCAAGGGACGGUCAUCGUAA
Messenger RNA from Zasmidium cellare ATCC 36951, 657 nucleotides. RefSeq lists its product as uncharacterized. The record is from RefSeq and is a predicted model, not a curated record. NCBI's taxonomy places the organism in Eukaryota, Fungi, Ascomycota, Dothideomycetes, Mycosphaerellales, Mycosphaerellaceae. The transcript has a single exon. The coding region runs from base 1 to 657 and encodes 218 amino acids.